This is a messenger RNA of Notodromas monacha, 1463 nucleotides long. NCBI's taxonomy places the organism in Eukaryota, Metazoa, Arthropoda, Ostracoda, Podocopida, Cyprididae. The record is from the annotation of a GenBank genome assembly.
CGAAUGCUUCGGGAAGGCCUGCCAAGAAGGGUUCGGCAAAGAACGUGUUUGUGCGGACAGGAUAGAUACUUGCGUCACGAUUUAUACCAACGAAACCCGUGCCCCUGAAAACGUCAUGGCGAGGAAUUGCUCGUUCCCGUGGAUGAAGUGGGAAGGAGAGUGCAACCUGGUCCAGCCCAGCGGGAAGAAUUCGCCCAGGGCCAAGCUGAAGGGUUACAUGUGUCUCUGCAAGGGUGACUUGUGCAACAAUGCAUCGGGUUUGCUCGGCCUGGGUCUGUUGGCGACAACCCUCGUUUCCCUGGUCGGAGCCCUAUUCGUUGGACGAUUCACUCAGCACUAAACCUCAAAGAAGAAAACCCAAUGCGUUGUGUGCAAAAUUUUACUUUUGCGAGUCAAAGAAACGAAAAACAAGGAACUUUAUAAACUUUUCUCUACCAAAAAAUAAAUAAAAUAAAAUGACUGAAGCGCGACUGAAAACUUUCUUCCACUCAUUCUAUAUGCGUUGAUCGCUAAAGAAAAAAAAAGAAGAAGAGAGAAACAAGAAGAAUCUGUAGUCUUCCCCCAAUGAUUUUAAUCCGUAUGUAUGCAUGUUUUAUGUUGAAAUUUAUUCUUUUGUGGUUGGCUAUGUCCAUGUGACAUUGUUACCAGCAGAGCAAAAAGGGGUUCAGCUCUCGAAAAUCCACUUCUCGAAUCAUUUUUUCGAGGAGUAAACGUUUCUGAUGUGUUUUUCACACCGCUUUUAGAAUUGCGAGCAAAAUGCACGAGCUUGGACGUUAGUCGAAGAACCCUUCUUGUUUUUUAGAGAAAAAUUUGAGAAAACGAGAACGUAGAAAGCAAAUGCUGUGUUCGAACAAGAAAAAAAAGAUGAGAAAAAGUAAAUGAAAUCACCUCAAAAGCGUAAGUUUCAUGUUUUGCUUCGGUUGAUAAUUUUGACUGCUUUUCUAGUGAUUUCAAUUUAUUUUUGUGUGGAUUGCGUAAUUUGUCAAAAAAAGUGUUUUCAAGUUUCCGAUCGUGUUGUGGUGAUGAAGGUUUCAUUUUUGUCCUCAGCUUAUUUAUUGAGAAGCACUUUGGCACCGAAAAACGAUGCUACCUGAACAAUUCCUACUUCAUGCCACAAAAUUUGAGAAUUGUUCAAUGUCAGCUAAUUGCCGUAUAUCGUCGUCACUGUACCCUUAAUUUUGUUUUGCUAAUCAACGUUUAAUGUGUACGUAGUUUUAGUAUUCAAAUUUGAAAACAUGAAAAACAUCCAUGGGAACAUGGAAGCGCGUGAUGAAAAAAAAAAUCCUUCUUACGGCGUCACAUUGCAAGCUUGAAAUAUUUAAGAUACGUGUCCUUUUGUUUUAUAUCGCAAAACAACCAUUGCGCUGAUGUUCUUUUGAUUGCAAAGUCCUCCCAAUUUCAGUUGAAAGGAGAACGUAUUGCGGUGUAUGUGACCUGCAAUAAAGAAAUGGUUGAUGUUUUCA